Molecule: messenger RNA, 1719 nt
Organism: Phacochoerus africanus (Common warthog)
Lineage: Eukaryota; Metazoa; Chordata; Mammalia; Artiodactyla; Suidae
Gene: BASP1
Product: brain abundant membrane attached signal protein 1
Exons: 2
Coding region: 136-822 (228 amino acids)
Biological process (GO): negative regulation of DNA-templated transcription
Cellular component (GO): cytoplasm; nucleus
Molecular function (GO): transcription corepressor activity; transcription cis-regulatory region binding
Source: RefSeq, a predicted model, not a curated record
GGCUCCGCCGUCGAGCCGGGGAGAGAGCCUCCGCUAGCAGCCAGGCACCCGGCUGGACGACGCCAGCGACCCGGGCCCCUUGGCGGUACCGCGUUCACCCAGGGGCGGCACAGGCACCCAGACCCGAACUCCAAGAUGGGAGGCAAGCUGAGCAAGAAGAAGAAGGGGUACAAUGUGAAUGAUGAGAAGGCCAAGGACAAAGACAAGAAGGCUGAAGGAGCCGGGACAGAAGAGGAAGGAACCCCGAAGGAGAAUGAGACCCAGGCGGCUGCAGAGACCCCAGAGGUGAAGGAGGGCAAGGAGGAGAAGCCAGAGAAGGAUGCUCAGGACGCUGGCAGCAAGCCAGACGACAAGGAAGGCGAGAAAGAUACAGAGGCGGCCAAGGAAGAUGCGCCGAAGGCAGAGCCCGAGCAGACGGAGGGAGCCGAGGGCAAGCAGGAAACCCCAAAGGAUGCUGAGCAGGAGGCGGCAGCCGCUUCGGGCCCCGCGGCCGGCGGUGAAGCCCCCAAGGCUUCGGAGGCCGAGGCAGCGGAGCCCGCAGCCCUCACCAAGGAUGACAAGAGCAAGGAGGCAGGGGAACCCACAAAGACUGAGGCUCCCGCAGCUCCUGCCGCGCAGGAGACGAAAAGUGACGGGGCCCCAGCUUCAGACUCAAAACCCAGCAGCACUGAGGCUGCCCCAUCCUCCAAGGAGACGCCAGCAGCCACGGAAGCACCCAGUUCCACGCCGAAGGCCCAGGCCCCCGCAGCCCCCGCAGACGAGGUCAAACCUGCCGAGACCCCGGCAGCUAAUUCCGAUCAAACCGUAGCAGUCAAAGAAUAACAAGGACAGCCUCUGGAGAAAAGAAUACCGCUUAACAAUGAUCUGUCUCUCUGUCUCUCUCUUUCUCUCUCUCUCUGUCUCUCUCUCCUACACUAACUCGUUUCAAAUUGGAAGUAAUGAUACGUAUUGCCCAAGAAAAAGGAUGUGGUCCCAUCAAGGGAGGGAGGGAGGGGGUGGGGAGAAUCCAAAUAGUAUUUUUGUGGGGAAAUAUCUAAUAUACCUUCAGUCAACUCUACCAAUCAGUCCUGGAGUUUAAAGCGCAAUGUCUGAAAGUACAGUACAUCUCUUUGUACCUGAACUGCUGUUACAUGCACUCCACCACUAAGAUCCGAAACAUCUUGUCUUCUGCAAGGGGGAGUCGGGGGUGAUACGUUUUGAUUCUGCCCGCAGGGCCUGUGCCAAGGCAAUCAGAUCUUUAUGAAAGCAGUAUUUUCUGUGUUUUCUUUUUGAUUUACAGCCUUUCUUAUUUUGAUAUUUUUUUAAUGUUGUGGAUGAAUGCUAACUUUCAGACAGCCCACUUAGCCUGUCCACAUGUAUCUCGAUACCAAGACUCCAUUCUUCCUCCCCAGGUAUUUUUGGGAGGAACAAACAUUCUCUCAUCCUACUUAGCCUCCCUAGAUUUCUCAUGACGAGUUAAUGCAUGUCCGUGGUUGGGUGCACCUGUAGUUCUGUUUAUUGGUCAGUGGAAAUGAAAAAAAAAAAAAAAAAAAAAGUCUGCGUUCAUUGCAGUUCCAGUUUCUCUUCCAUUCUGUGUCACAGACACCAACACACCACUCAUUGGAAAAUGGAAAAAAUAAUAAUAAUAAAAAACAAAAAAAAAGUACAAUGGAUGCAUUGAAAUUAUAUGUAAUUGUAUAAAUGGUGCAACAGUAAUAAAGUUAAAACAAUUAAAAUGAA